AUGGAAUACCUCUGGAUACUGCUGUCUGUCUUUUUACAGUUCACCUUCCAUCCAGGCAACGCCAAGCCCGCCAUCACCACCGCUGAGCACGGCCGCCUCGUCAUCGACCUCAACAGGCCGUUCGAGCUGCGUUGCCAGGGUGAGAAGGAGAUGCAGUGGCAGCGGGAGGACCGGCCCAAUGUGAAGCUGCGGGGAGAGAAGAAGGUGGACGGGAUGUCCACGCUGCACGUCACCAGGGCUCUGCCCGGUCACAUGGGCCGCUACAUCUGCCUGGAGAAGAGCUCUGGGGAGCGGGCCUCCGUCUACAUCUAUGUCAGAGAUCCUGAUAAUCCCUUCAGAAAAUCAAUGGUGUUCAACAUUCUCACUCGUGUGGGAGACACUGCUUCCAUCCCCUGCCUGGCAACCGAUCCGAGUCUGGGCAACCUGCGCCUGGAAACGUGCUCCAGCACAGCUCUGGCCUCUGGUCUCAACUACUCUGCCAGCCUGGAGCAAGGCAUCACCAUCCACAACACGCAGAAGGCCUACGAGGGUUGCUACGUGUGCACGGGAACUCUCAAGGGAAGGCACAUCAGAUCCCACGACUACCACCUGACAGUGCGACCAGUCCCCAUCGCUCCUCCUGUGAUUGAGAUGCAGGCCCCCAAAAGAGUGGUCCUGACCCGGAACGAGAGUCUGUCCCUCACCUGCAACACCACCAACGUCAACGGGGACAUCAAGCUGCAGUGGGUCACCCCACCUGGCUCGGGUGCCGUCUGGUAUCCACAGCAACCAGCAAAGAUUGACGGUGCUUCACGCAUCCUGACGGAGAACUUCACUCACAUGCGCAGCUCCACGUUGCACGUUGCGGCGGUCGGGCCCCAAGACGCCGGGACGUACCGAUGUGAAGCCGAGAACGAAAGAGGGGUCAGCACGCAGUCGGUGCGGCUCGAUGUUUAUGACAAAGGGUUCAUCAACUUAACGCCCACAAACAACAGAACCAUCCACGUGCGCUCGGGCGAGAGCUUGACCCUGAACGCUGACAUGGAGGCCUAUCCCAAACCACACACCUUCUCCUGGAGCUUCAUGGGCCACGAGCUGAAGAACACAACCGACCACGUCAUCACCACACACAGCCACGAAUACAGGUACAGCAGCGAGCUGAGGCUGGUGCGGCUGAAAAUGUCAGAGGGAGGAGUUUACACCUUUCGAGCCUCCAACGGCGACGCGUCAGUGAAUCAGACGUUCACCAUCUUUGUGACCAGUAAACCCGAGAUCGUAUCUCACGAGGGCCCGGUGGACGGACAGGUACGCUGUGUGGCUGAGGGGUUUCCUGCCCCCCAGAUCACCUGGUAUUACUGUGAGCAGCCGUACAUCAGGUGCUCCCAACAGGUGAACGCCACCCAGGAGGAGCACAACGUGAUCACCGUCACGCUCUUCAGCCCCAUGUUUGGGAAGACGGAGGUGGAGAGCCGGGUGAACGUCAGCAGGGGACGGUUCAACACUCUGGAAUGUGUGGCCACCGUGGAGGGAGAGCAGGCCUACACGCUCUUCUCCAUCAGCGAGAGAACUGUUCCCCACGAUCUGUUCACCCCCCUGCUAAUUGGCUCCGUGUCAGCCGCAGGCAUCCUCUGCCUCGUCCUCAUCAUGCUGUUCUACAAGUACAUGCAGAAACCCAAGUACCAGAUUCAGUGGAAAGUCAUCGAGGGUAUCCAUGGAAACAACUAUGUGUACAUUGACCCCACCCAGCUGCCGUACGAUCAUCAGUGGGAGUUCCCGCGAAACAACUUGCGUUUCGGGAAGACGCUGGGAUCUGGUGCGUUUGGGAAAGUGGUGGAAGCCACUGCGUACGGUCUCUCCAAAGCAGACUCCGUCAUGACGGUGGCUGUGAAAAUGCUCAAAUCGAGCGCUCAUGCCACGGAGAAAGAGGCGCUGAUGUCAGAGCUGAAAGUCCUCAGUUACUUGGGAAACCACAUGAACAUUGUGAACCUGCUGGGAGCCUGCACUGUUGGAGGUCCCACACUCGUGAUAACAGAGUACUGCUGCUUCGGAGACCUUCUUAAUUUUCUACGCAGAAAGAGAGAAUCCUUCAUCUGCUUCAAGCCGGAGGAAGACUGCUACUACCGCAACAUCACGCCGCAGAGAGACACAGCUGGAGACAGCUUGAACGGCUACAUGACCAUGAGGCCUUCUGUUGCUGGCAACCCUCCCUUCGGCUCGUCCUCCGAGAAGAGACGCUCGCUGCACAAAGGCGGCUCCUACGUGGAAGCAGACGCAGAGAGCGAGAUGUUUGACGAGGACGGUCUGUCUCUCGACACCGAGGACCUUCUCAGCUUCUCAUACCAAGUGGCCAAAGGCAUGGAGUUCUUAGCCUCCAAAAAUUGUAUCCACAGAGACCUGGCAGCCAGAAACAUCCUCCUGACUCAAGGAAGAGUGGCAAAGAUCUGUGACUUCGGCCUGGCCCGGGACAUCACCACCGACUCCAACUAUGUAGUCAAAGGAAACGCUCGUCUGCCAGUGAAGUGGAUGUCUCCAGAAAGUAUCUUUGAGUGCGUGUACACGUUUGAAAGUGACGUGUGGUCCUACGGCAUCCUGCUUUGGGAAAUCUUCUCACUAGGAAACAGUCCUUAUCCCGGGAUGCCUGUGGACGCCAAGUUCUACAAACUGAUAAAAGAAGGUUACAGAAUGGACGCUCCAGAGUUUGCACCCAGUGAAAUGUAUCAGAUUAUGAGGUCCUGCUGGGAUGCUGACCCCUUCAACAGACCCCCCUUCAGGAAGGUCGUGGAAAGGAUUGAACAGCAGCUGUCAGAUGCCACUAAGCACAUUUAUCUGAACUUCAGCUUCAGGCUUCCUGUGACGCCCAGAGACAGGGAGGAGCCCAGUUCUCAGAGCACAGCGGUUCACCGUCUCAACUCAGCAGGCACCAACAGCGCUCUGACCCAGCCCUUACUGGUCCAGCACGAGGUCUUCCUGGAGGGGACAACCCUCACAGCGCAACGGGUGUAAGGACCCAACCCGACCUGUCUGGCAGCCUCAUAAAGUGCCUGUAAUGUUCCGCCACAAACCACCCAACCACUACACCCGCCCACCGCUCUGGUACCGGCAGCGCUUGUCGUCACGUGUCGCAGACGGAAUGAUAAUUGCCAUGAAUUAGAAGAAAGAACACCGAAGGAAGAAUGGCUUUUGUCGUUGCUGUCACUAUUAUUGCCUGCUGAUCAUAGGGAGGACAGUUGGACUAAUGCUCCCCUGCUCACAGCAAAGAACUGCUGAGGUACCGGGGAGGGUGGAGGGACAUCAGCCGUUACUCUAACACUGUCAUUGAG
This is a messenger RNA of Seriola dumerili (greater amberjack), 3299 nucleotides long. It is a transcript of the gene kita, whose product is annotated as KIT proto-oncogene receptor tyrosine kinase. Gene Ontology annotation, molecular function: transmembrane receptor protein tyrosine kinase activity; cytokine binding; ATP binding. NCBI's taxonomy places the organism in Eukaryota, Metazoa, Chordata, Actinopteri, Carangiformes, Carangidae. Gene Ontology annotation, cellular component: signaling receptor complex. Bases 1 to 2982 code for a protein of 993 amino acids. The transcript is spliced from 21 exons. The record is from RefSeq and is a predicted model, not a curated record. Gene Ontology annotation, biological process: positive regulation of cell migration; protein phosphorylation; multicellular organism development.